AUGCUGUCAACUUGCUUCAGUAAUGCAGACAUCAAGGAGUCGAUUGAGGAGUGGUGGAGACGCGCCUACGUGAAGGGCCAGACCGAGCCCAUCUCUCUCGAGUGCGAUUUUGCCGGCCAGAAAAAGGUGUCCGUCGUGCCUGCAAGAACCGGAUGCACUACCAGCACCGAUUUUGCUGUCGAUACCUCCUACGCCUGGAGCCUGAUCGCACCACGUGACGAUCUCUUUGACAUCCUUUUCAUGGAGGGCGAUGUCGGCGUUACAUUCGAUGAAUGCGUGCCUCUCAAGGGAGACGAUCAAGAUAGCGACGGCGAAGUCCAUACGUCCUCCGUUCUUCUUGACGACCAAGAGUCCUCUGGUUCGAUGGUCCGCUGGGCCAUUGUCGAACCCAUCGACGGUUCGUUCCGAUCUAUGCAGUACCUGGCAGAAUGGCGUGAGUACCCUAGCUAUGUCACCAAAAUCCCUAUCUACGACAUGCCUGCCGCCAGCUUUCAGAAAAGCCAGGCCCCUGUCAGCACUGCUGCUGUCAAGGCACCAUCAAAGUGGUGCUCCAUCCUUGAAACUCUGAGGAAGACUCUCAAGAUCUCUGGCGAGGACUGGAGAAUGGCCGCCAAGUUGUACGGAUGCAGUGUAACACCUACCGCCCAGUCUAUCCUCAUGCACCUGCAAGACCAAGUUCCAAAAGGUCCUGCUACCGCCACAGAGUCUUUGUUGACGAUCCCCUCCUUCGAUGUUAUUUUUAAAGAGAUCGAGAAGUAUGCCAAGUACUUGGAGAGAAUUGUCUAUGGAGGCAGAUCCGGCGUGAGCCCCUCCGAGGAGGCCGUGAUGGUUGAAUCCAUCGAGCCCGCUCAUGUUCUUGCAAAUGGGGUGUGCGUUAACGUCGGCCUCGUUACAAUCUGUACUUGA
Molecule: messenger RNA, 906 nt
Organism: Linnemannia hyalina
Lineage: Eukaryota; Fungi; Mortierellomycota; Mortierellomycetes; Mortierellales; Mortierellaceae
Source: the annotation of a GenBank genome assembly